GUCUGUGUAAGGUAACAUUCAAGAGCGGUUCAACUAGCUAAUGUUCGAAUUGCAAACAUUUUUGUUUUGAUUCAGAAUAGCUCUUGACUCGGUGUGCUGUGGGUGUCCUUUGUGUUCUGUAUAUUAAAUAACGAUUAAUAAUAAUUUAUAUUAAUAAAAUUACAUUAUAUAAUAAUUAUUUACUUCAGUUUCAAAGUGAUUGUGUGAAUUAUUUAAAUUAUAAGUGCAGUAGGUAACUGCGUUGAAGGAUCGACGUUAUCGUGGUAUUCAGAGAUCGUGUAUCGUUAAAUAUCAUCGUUAAAUUCAGAGAAUGUUCGAAGUAAGAGAUAAGGUAUUUUUCGUGACCGGCGCAGCCGCGGGCAUUGGUGCCGGCAUUGUUAAGGCGUUUUUGGAAGAAGGAGCAAAACACGUAGCAGCACUAGAUGUUGACAUAAACAAUGGCAACGCUUUAGAAAAAGAACUGAGAGAAAGAUAUGGAAACGAUAAAAUCAAGUUUUACAAAUGUGACGUCACAUCAGGCGAGUUAGAUGCAGUUUAUGAUAAAGUACUUAAUGACUUCGAGUAUAUUGAUGUUGUCAUUAAUUGUGCUGGUAUAAUGAAUGAUAGACCUAAUGUGUAUUUGAAAGAGAUUGAUAUUAAUGUGACUGCCUUAAUAAGAAGUUCUUUCAAAGCAUUCGAUUUAAUGCGUGAAGACCAGGGUGGAAGAGGUGGCACGAUCAUAAAUAUUUCUUCAAUUGUGGGAUUGUUCCAAGCACAUCUUCUUCCAGUGUAUACCGCUACAAAGAGUGCAGUGCUGCAGUUCAGCAAUUGUCUUGGAAAAGAGCCACAUUACACACGGUCUGGAGUCCGAGUACUCACAAUAUGUUUUGGGUGUACUGACACAAGUUUAUUCAGUGCCUCCAAAAUGGGAGGUUUCGAUAAAGCAACUGACGAAUUACUCUUCAAGAGUUUAGGAGGAUUACCGAUGCAAACGAUUCAAUCAGCUGUGGACGGCCUGGUCCACGCUUACAAGCAUGGUGCAAGCGCCAGCACCUGGCUGAUCACAUCAAACAGGCCUGCUGAAGAUAUCACCAACAACGUUUCCGUAGGAUACGAGGUGAUGAGCCAAGGAGUAUUUAGUUAAACCCUGAUUAGUCUUUUUUAUCAAAGGCUAUA
This is a messenger RNA of Spodoptera exigua (beet armyworm), 1155 nucleotides long. Lineage: Eukaryota; Metazoa; Arthropoda; Insecta; Lepidoptera; Noctuidae. The record is from the annotation of a GenBank genome assembly.